AUGGCCCACAAAAGCGACUUCCAGUUCUCCAUCCGGGAAUACAAACCCUCAGAUCAAGACGUGGUCAUGUCACUCUUUCACGAUGGGAUACUUGAAUAUGUUUACCCAGCGUUUUUCAAGGCAAUAAGUAAUCCAGACCAUGUCGGGAUUGCUCUCAGUAUUUCCAUGGCUGGCUAUGUCCUUGGAGGUAGCUCCUAUUUCCAAGCAUUGCUCUUUGGGAGCCUUUGGGCUGGCUUUAUUUAUUACUGCUGCUAUGACAUCUACGAUAGCUACAUGAUGGGGAGGCUAAACACAGACAUGGCAGACAUUCAGGCAAGCUACCUGGAAAUCCCAGACAAUGGCUUUUGGGUGGCAGAGGUAGACUUGAACGGUCAGGCCAAGGUGGUGGGAAUGGUGGCGGUGACGGGCCAAAGGGGGGUGGAAGAAGGGGAAAGGUUUGAUGACUUGAACGGUGGAGUGAGCGGAACAGAGUUUGGGCAAGACGCAGGAGAUGGAAGUUACGCCCAGAUGACUCAUGUGGUCGUGGCAUUCGCGUGGCGCCGGAGAAACCUGGGCUCGCAGCUCUCGCGAAAGGCUAUGGAUUUCUGCAAGGAACGAGGCUUCUCCCGCCUCGUUAUGGCUCUUAGCUCGCCACAGACUGCAGCCAUUUCUAUGUUUCAAAAACUAGGUUUUUUUCAAACCUCGUCCUACCAUUGUACCCAUGCUAAUCCCUGGUUCUCCAAACUAGCAAGAAUAAAUGUGAUUGAAAUGGAGAAGUUAAUUUAAGAAAAAUGGACACUAGUUUGACCUCAACACCUGAGGCUGAGCAAAUAAUUCAGAAAAGCAAGAAUAUUACAACUAAUUUAUGUUUUUUGUCAUUUUUAAUUCAACCAUUUUCUGUGUGCGUAGCUAGUUGUAGUUAGCUUGCUCACCUCAUAGUUUCAAUGAGAAGAGUAAAUAUUCCUUUUUCUCUAGAAAGCGGCAUCAGUAUUUACAGUUUCCUUGUAUUUUUGUUUACUGUGACACGUUAUGCAUACACCUGCUCUCAUUACA
Molecule: messenger RNA, 1032 nt
Organism: Gambusia affinis (western mosquitofish)
Lineage: Eukaryota; Metazoa; Chordata; Actinopteri; Cyprinodontiformes; Poeciliidae
Product: N-acetyltransferase family 8 member 3
Exons: 2
Coding region: 1-765 (254 amino acids)
Molecular function (GO): N-acetyltransferase activity
Source: RefSeq, a predicted model, not a curated record